AUGGCUAGAAAAAACAUUAUUUUAGAGUAUACUAUAGUGUUAACAUUGUUGGCAUUUUGUUUUUUGGUAACAGAAGGGGCACCUCAGGGUGCACUGGUAACUCAAAUCCCUGGCUUCACUGGCAAAUUGCUGUCAAAACAUUAUGCUGGGUAUGUUAAUUUAGAUGAAAGCCAUGGCAAGAAUAUGUAUUACUACUUUAUUGAAUCUGAAAGAAACCCAUCAAAUGAUCCAGUUGUUCUUUGGCUUAAUGGUGGACCUGGCUGUUCAAGCUUUGAUGGAUUUGUCUAUGAGCAUGGACCUUUUAAUUUUGAGUUGGGGAAGGCAAAUGGUAGCUUGCCUAUUCUGCAUAACAAUCCAUACAGUUGGUCAAAGGUUUCCAAUAUAAUAUAUCUGGAUUCUCCUGUUGGUGUUGGAUUAUCUUACUCGAAAAAUAAAGCUGACUAUAAUACAGGAGACUUAAAAACUGCAACCGAAACCCAUGCGUUUCUCCUCAAGUGGUUUGCAAUCUACCCGGAGUUCCUCAAGAACCCAUUCUACAUAUCUGGAGAGUCUUAUGCUGGAAUAUACGUGCCAACUCUGGCUUCUGAAGUAGUAAAAGGUAUCGAUGCUAAAGUAAAUCCCGUCAUCAACUUUAAGGGUUACAUGGUGGGAAAUGGCGUGACAGAUGAGAAGAUAGACGGUAAUGCUAUUGUUCCAUUUCAACAUGGUAUGGGCCUCAUUUCAGAUAAAUUAUUCGAGGAUGCAACUGCUGCAUGCAAAGGAGACUUCUACAUCUCAAGCAGUCAGAAUUGUACAUCAUUACUAUUAAAAAUUAGUCAGAAAGUUAUGGGACUAAACAUUUAUGACAUACUAGAACCGUGUUACCACACCCCUUUUAGCACCAAAAACUCAGAAUUGCCAAUGAGCUUUCGUAAACUAGGUGAGACAGAAAGGCCUCUUCCUGUCAGAACCAGAAUGUUUGGCCGUGCUUGGCCUUUUAAUGCUCCAGUAAGAGAGGGACUUGUCCCAUCUUGGCCAGAGCUUCUCGAUCAUAAUAAUGUCUUUUGCACUGAUGAUACUGUUGCUACUGCGUGGCUAAACAAUGAAGAUGUUCGUAAAGCAAUUCAUGCUGAACCAGCAACUGUGACAGGUCCUUGGGAGCUAUGCAAACACUUAAACUUCACUCAUGAUGCUGGAAGCAUGAUUCCGUAUCACAAAAACCUUACAACUCAGGGUUAUCGGGCACUCAUAUACAGUGGGGAUCACGAUAUGUGUGUACCAUACACUGGUUCAGAAAAAUGGACAAGUUCACUUGGAUAUGCAAUCGUGGAUGAAUGGAGGCCUUGGUAUACGAAAGAAAAAAUCCAAGGUUCCCAACAAGUUGCAGGUUACACACAAGGUUAUGCCAACAACCUCACUUUUCUGACUAUUAAGGGAUCUGGACACACCGUGCCAGAGUACAAACCACAAGAGUCGUUGUAUUUCUACGACAGUUGGCUACAGGGCAAGAAAAUUUGA
This is a messenger RNA of Solanum verrucosum, 1497 nucleotides long. Its product is annotated as serine carboxypeptidase-like 20. Gene Ontology annotation, biological process: proteolysis; secondary metabolic process. Gene Ontology annotation, molecular function: serine-type carboxypeptidase activity; acyltransferase activity, transferring groups other than amino-acyl groups. The record is from RefSeq and is a predicted model, not a curated record. The transcript has 15 exons. NCBI's taxonomy places the organism in Eukaryota, Viridiplantae, Streptophyta, Magnoliopsida, Solanales, Solanaceae. The coding region runs from base 1 to 1497 and encodes 498 amino acids.